Fraxinus pennsylvanica is the source of this 534-nucleotide messenger RNA. The record is from the annotation of a GenBank genome assembly. Lineage: Eukaryota; Viridiplantae; Streptophyta; Magnoliopsida; Lamiales; Oleaceae.
AUGCUAUAUGAGCCUGAAGAAGAAUAUGCUGAGGCUAAACCUGAGGAAACAGAAGCUGUUCUGUCACUGGUGUUGGAGAUUUCCAUGCGCCGUCCCCAGGCUGAUCAAGAUAAGGUUUCUGCUAAUGCAAAAGACCUUGUAAAGAAGAUGCUCAACCCUGACCCCAAGCAGCGGCUUACAGCACAAGAAGUAUUAGAUCAUCCUUGGUUACAGAAUGCCAAGAACGCUCCAAAUGUGUCUUUGGGUGAAACCGUGAGGGCAAGGCUCAAGCAAUUCUCCAUGAUGAACAAAUUGAAGAAAAGAGCUCUAAGGGUGAUUGCCGAGCAUUUAUCGGCGGAGGAAGUGGCAGGCAUAAAGGAAGGAUUCCAAUUGAUGGAUACCGGCAACAAGGGGAAGAUUGACCUUAAUGAGUUGAGAGCUGGGUUGCACAAGCUCGGGCAUCAGAUCCCAGAUGCCGAUAUUCAAGUUCUUAUGGAAGUAGUAAGUACUUUAGUUAGAAACUUGUUGGGCUUAAGCAUGCUUGGUUAUGCAUAA